Messenger RNA from Mycotypha africana, 1540 nucleotides. RefSeq names its product Sds3-like-domain-containing protein. The coding region runs from base 195 to 1388 and encodes 397 amino acids. The record is from RefSeq and is a predicted model, not a curated record. The transcript is spliced from 4 exons. Gene Ontology annotation, biological process: negative regulation of transcription by RNA polymerase II. Gene Ontology annotation, cellular component: Sin3-type complex. Lineage: Eukaryota; Fungi; Mucoromycota; Mucoromycetes; Mucorales; Mycotyphaceae. Gene Ontology annotation, molecular function: histone deacetylase binding.
ACAAAAUGGCAGUGGCUUGCGUCUAAUCAAUUUCAUUUCCCGCUUUCUCUUUUCAAAUGGAAAGUUGAGUCGCCUUUUCUAAGGUGUUUUGAAAUAAAAAAUGUCGUUUUUCGACCCCUCCCUUCUCAAUUUCUUUUCUCUGCUUACCUUUUUGAUAUCAAAUUCCUUCUUAUUCUUUCAUAGUUGAAUAGAUAAUGAUAGAAACUAAUAAUCCCUACAUGUUCAGCGCCAAUACUACUAAUAUUACCACUACCACUACCACUACUACUACUAUUACUGCUGCUGCUAAAACUGAUACCACUAAUGAUAUCCCUCCAACUACUACAAAUAUGAAUAAAGAUAAAAGCAAGAUUAUCUCAACUAUUGAAACACAAGCUGAAAACAAUAGAAGUAUAUAUAGGCACGAACCACUGAGCAAUAAUGGAAUCCUCUACAAUAAUAAUUCCCAUCAACAACAACAGCACAAAUAUAGCAGUGGCACCAAUAACACUAAUACAAUGCCCAUAAAACGAGACUCUUCUCUAUUUGACAAUUAUAUCUACAAUAAUAAACCACCAACACCAAUUUCAGCGUCGUCAACAACAUCAAUAUCCUCACCUGCCCUUUCUUCAAAUAUGAAGUUUCAGCAAAAUAACUACAAUAGCGAUAACCAUUAUUCACAGCAACAAUCUAGUAAUGGCCGUUGGUACAAUGGUGCGUCGUCAUCACCAGCUGUUGUUUCAGUCAUACACGCACCGCCGCCACCGCCAUCGAUGAAAGAGAAAGAGGCUAUAGAGCCAGAUUCCAGGCAGAUAAACACUAAUACAACCUCCACGACUACAAAUAAUAAUAAGAAAAGUAAAAGACGAAAAGAAAUGACGAAGUAUAUGGAAAGCUUAAAUCAAAAUUUUUUGAAAAACAAAGAAAGGAUAUACCUGGAAAGGCUGGAAUCAAUACGACAAGAAAUGCUUUCUGCUCGCAAAGAUCAGCACAUAGUCUAUAAAGAAUGCUUACGUGAUCUAGAGCAAAUGAGGCAAAAAAUGAUUGAUGAAUUCUCGCUGUUCAAAGAAUAUCAAAUCGAAGUUACAGAUAGGCAAUUUAAAUUAGAAAUAUACCAAGCUGAUGAAGAAUAUACCGCUGAGAAACAGGAAGUUAGGGAAAAGCUAUACAACAUGCUUGAAGAAAAACGAAGGAAGCUGAAGGAAGAGAAAGAUAAUUGUGAUUUAACAUACGAUAUCAUGAUGGAAACUCAAGCUAGAAUGCAUAAACGUAACUUACGAAAAAGAGGUGCUGAGCAUCCAGAGAAUAAGUCAAGUAAAAAGAAGCAAAUGACAGGACCUGCUCUAGUCAUUGGUUUGAAAGAGGAGGAUAUAGUAGCGGAUUUGCAAGCAAUGAUGCAGGUAAAGUAGAAAAAUAGCAAAAUUCGGCAAUCAUCUAUAUAAGUUAUUUGUAAUGACAGCAUCAGGAUAUUUACUACUCUUAAUACGUUAGAGUUCUGCUGCUAACCUCGUCACUACUUCAUCUACAAUGUUCAACAAUCAUACCUCAUCACUAAAGAAAA